CCGGUGUAAAUAAACGAAGAUUACAGUGACAUUCUCUAGGUACCGUGAGGAUCCACAACUAUGGGAAACAAUGCUUCCCAACUAGAGAAGGAGAUUGGAUCCGAACAGCUGCCUGCAAACGAACACUAUUUCGGAUUAGUGAAUUUUGGGAACACCUGUUACUGUAACUCUGUUUUACAAGCACUGUAUUUCUGUCGACCAUUUCGAGAGAAAGUUUUACAGUACAAACAACAUCAAAAGAACAACAAGAAAGAGAGCCUGCUGACAUGUCUAGCAGAUCUAUUCUAUACUAUAGCUACACAGAAAAAGAAGGUUGGCACUAUUGCUCCCAAGAAAUUCAUCACAAGAUUACGCAAGGAAUAUGAACUUUUUGACAACUACAUGCAGCAGGAUGCACAUGAGUUCCUCAACUAUUUACUCAACAGAGUGUCUGAGCUGUUACAAGAAAAACAGGGAAACAAGACAAAGAAUGGAGGAAAUGAUAACCAGCCUGGAUCAAAAUCAGAGCCAACUUGGGUGGAGGACCUCUUCCAGGGGACAUUCACUAAUGAGACACGAUGUCUUAACUGUGAAACGGUGAGCAGUAAGGAUGAAGACUUCCUAGACCUGUCUGUAGACGUGGAACAAAACACGUCUAUCACACACUGUCUUCGUGGUUUCAGCAGCACUGAGACCCUAUGUGCAGAACACAAAUACUACUGUGAAGGAUGCUGCAGUAAACAAGAGGCACAGAAGAGGAUGAGAGUGAAAAAGUUGCCUCAAAUCCUGGCUCUUCAUCUAAAAAGGUUCAAGUACAUGGAACAGAUGAACCGAUUUACUAAGUUGUCCUACAGAGUUGUCUUUCCCUUAGAGCUGCGAUUAUUCAAUACAUCGGAUGAUGCGUGUAAUCCUGACCGAAUGUAUGACCUGGUAGCUGUGGUGAUCCAUAUUGGCAGCAGCCUCAAUCGCGGACACUACAUCAGUAUUGUUAAAAGUGACGGCUUUUGGUUCCUGUUUGAUGAUGAUAUUGUUGAUAAAAUUGAUUCCAAUGCAAUAGAAGACUUUUAUGGAUUGCCUUCUGACUUACAGAAAAACUCAGAGACUGGUUAUAUAUUGUUUUAUCAAUCCCGGGAAUGAAUCUGCCAUGGAUGCUAGUCGGACAAAAAAAGCUUGUUUGAGAGAUGAAAUUGCUAAGUGUGUGAACUUCAUUGGAUUGUGAUAUUUUGUUUUAAUUUUGAAUGUUUUUACUUCCUGUUUUGUUUAAGGAUAUAAAUGUAGAUUUGAGUGAUCAGCUGUUAACCAAUGUGUUUGUAAAUCGUGAUAUGUUGUUACUGAGAUCAAUUGAUGCAUCCUUUGCUGGAGUGUUCAAUCUACAAAGUCACUUCCAGUUGGUUUCAUUACAUGCAUAGCUCCUCAACCUCUGACUGAAAAAGUGAGUCUAUUGUAAAUGAAUUUAUAGACAAGUUCAAAAUUAGGAACUUUGUUUUGAGGUGUUUAAACAUUGAUGCAAGUUUUUAAGGAAUGGCCAAUGGUGCUUCUGUUUUUGUCAGAUGUCAAAUUAGAUCUGAAGUGAUGAUAACAUAGAAACAUCACAUGUAUUUUGUGUGGUAAAUCUGACAAGUUUUAUUAAUAAAAUCCAUCACCUGAUUUAGUGCUGUAAUAUUGAACUGUAACAAUUAAUUUCAAAAGCUAUUAAUUAACAACAAUUUACCAAACACCAGUUAUCAUUUAACCGUUGAAAUUUAUUAAUGUUUUUAAUUUGUUUUGUAUAGAUCACUAUUAGAAGUUAACUAUCCCUUCCAUAUUAAUUUCUUCAGUAACUCAAAAUAUUUACUUGAUACUGACGGUAUUGAAUCUUGUUAGGUUACUAGCUGACCUGUAGAUCAGUGUCUGGGAUUACAAGUAUACAUUACAUUUUCACAUUAUAACAAUCAUGUAGGGAUCUUACAUUACAUACCUUGUAAUAGCUAUUACAACAUUGUAAAAUGAUAUGUUAUGACAAAAUAUAGGGAGCCAAGCAGAAAUCUAGACUUCAAGAAUGACCCUGAAAAGCAUGAAGAUGCACAGUGUAAUUAUUACUGAAGAAAGACUAUUUCAGAAGACCAUUAUCUGUUCUUUCUUUGUUUUGAUAUUACAUCAAUUCCUUAAAAAACUGAAAUAAAUUGAAAAUAACAAAGACAAAAAAUAUCAGUGUAUAUUUGUAUGUAGGUCAUUGCAGCUGUCCAUACAGCAAUAUCACUCUUCUUACAUUAGAUUUACUGGUUUCUUAAAUCUCAACCUUAAUUUAUAAAGAUGAUAAAGUUGUUCAGUCUGUUGUAUUAUCAAAAGCAAAUUCCUACUGAAUUUGAUUUCUAUGAGAUGACUAAUAGAGCAUGAUUAUAGAAGAUAGAUUUCAAAAAUAAAGCAAACCGAUCAAUAGCUGGAUGUUUAUGUAAUAUCUAUGUUAGUAAGAUGUUAAUAACCUAAAGAACUGUAAACUAUAUGAAGGAUUUUGUUGAUCUUGAUCAGGAUGAUAUUUAUGAGUGUAAUCUUCACAAAUUAUAUGAUAUAUUGCAUUUGUAAUUUAUUCAGAUGUGACUGUCACGGCUUUACCUAGGUCAGUAAGGUGAUAUUAAUAAGCAAUGAUGAUGUAGAAUAUGUACAAGUAUUUCCACUUUUAUACAGGUUGUUUUCAUAGCAUCAUACACAGUUACAUCUAACUACAUGUAUUAAUAAAUCAUAAUUGGUCAGGAAAAUUGAUUGGAUUAGAAUUUUUUUUUUAAUUUUUAGUGAGAUUGAUAUAAUUUGGAUUAGAAUAGUUUUAUGCUUGUUGCCUGGAUAAUUUCAAUAUGCUUUUUAAAAAUGAAAUACCUCAGAAUUCAAUGUCAUAUCGGUUAGGUUAUGAUUAAGUUCUAUCUCUUUUAUAACAUGUAGGUUGUAUAAAGCAUUUGACUUACUGUAUAUGGAGAGACCUUGGUCACAGGUUAACCUUUGCCCAUUCUAUGCUUUUGUCAAUAAGACGAAAAUAAAAUAAUGGCCAAAGUUUGAAGUUAUUUUUGUUUGAAGGAGAAAGAAAACUCUAGACAAAGGUGUCUCUGUAUACACAAGUGCUUGGUUUUCAAAAUUUCUUUCAAAUGUAUUGUAAUUGACUGUUUAUUAUGGAUUGAUAAUGAUUCAAUGAAGUGAUCAACAAUGCACUUUAUCAAGAAUAAUAAUCAUAUUUCCGUUAGGAUAGGUAACAAAAAUAAGAUCAUGUUUGUAAUAGCAACAGAAACACUUAAUAGGUUAGAUAUUAGAUUGAUAGAUAAUAUUAAUUUAAGAUUAUAAUCAGGGUAAAGCUGUUUAUUUAAAUGUGUAAAAACACUAUUAACUACAGGGUGGUAUCAUGAUACUCCAUUCUGUUGAGAAUGUUACAAUAAUUUGAUGCCCUCUCUCUCACUCUCUAAAGGGCAUGUGCUUGAUCUUGUUUUUGUACUUGAAUAUACAAAGAUUUACUGCCCUUUCAUCAUUGUGAAAGAAUACCAGACAAUAUUUCCAAUUUUCUUUGGUGUAUACUGGAGUGAACUGAUCAUUUCAUAACUGGUAGCCUAGACAAUUUACUGAAAAUAGAUGAAAUACUAGAGAACUUGCAUGAGUAAGGACUUUAACUCAUGUAAUGUUGUUAUUCAAUAACAUACAUACAGGUGAAUCCUACUUAUCACCAAACCAUUUAUGAUAGGUGACAGGAAGGGACAUUAAUCUUAUCAACAUGCUUUUAUGUUUUGUAUGAGAAUUUCACAAUUUGAGUGUACUUAUUGUGUAUAAUGUAGAGAAAAGUACUUCAUUAAAUUUUGUAUUUUUGAUUCAUUCAAAGCUUGAUGUAAUGCAUAACAUUUCCGUAUGAAAACAUUCAAAUUGAGCAAUUCAUCUUGAAUCUGUCUGACAUUAUUUACAUAUCAUGAAUGAAUAUUUCACUCAAAAAUAACUACAGAUAAUACUGCAUGAAUGAGUUUGAAAUUCUUUCCAGAUUAACAGUAAUGAAAUAAAAUAAAACUUUUCCCCCAAUUGUAAGAUUUUAAAACAAAAUGACACUCAUCAAUUUUUUUCAUCAAUUAAUUUGCAUUUCUCUGACACUAAAUUUUAAUAGAGAACAAAAUGACACUCAUCAAUUUUUUUCAAAAAUUGAUUUGCAUUUUUCUGACACUUCUUUCCUAGAUAUCAUAUUUAAUACUUUACACUUAUAAGUUGUAAAACAAAUUAACAUUGCAUUUGUAAACAAAGGAAAGAUAUUUACUCAGGCUAAGUUUGAAUGAAAUGAAGAUCAUUCUCGAAGGUAAUUGAGAACAUAUUAACAUUUUCCAAUUAUGUUGAAGUGAAGAAAUACGAGUUGUUUUUUUAAUAAAUGUAGAAUAACUUUAAUAGAUAUUUAAUUAAAAUCCUAGUUAUCAGGUAAUCAACAUCUAAAUGAUUGGGGUUGUGAGAGGAUGGUGAUUUUGUUCUUACUUUGUACAGUAUAUGACAUUGUAUAAAUCAAUUGAAUAUGUUACAUGUAAUUUGAUUCAUGCUGUUAUUGCAAAAAUAAGUGUCUUGGCUGAAAUAUGUAGGUAUAUAAACACUGUCUUUGUGGUUUGUCUGUGAAGUGUCAAUGGAGAUGUUAUACAAGGUCAAUCUUUUUUGUUUGUUUGUCCGGUGUCGAUAUCUAAAACCACUUAUUUUUUAUAGAAUUUCCCAAAGGAUCAGAUAUCUAAGUAAACCUUUAAAUUCUAGAAUAGAUUUUAGACAAUUGUUAUGGAACGUUUUUCCUCUGAAUUUAUUGUCAGCAAAGUGAAUGUGAUCUUCGCAAUCAAUGACAUAGAUUAUGUGUGAGAAUAUGUUGAUGAGAAAUUCAAGAUUAACUUAAGCAUGAAAAAUAUUGCACAUAAAAAUUUGGAGUUUUUGAUUGGCAUGAUGACAUCAAUACAAAGUGUUUCUAUCGGUCAAUUCAUAUUUUCUUUUUUAAAAUUACUAAUGUUUUGCAGAAAAAUCAAAUUGAUACUGUAGAUAAUGUUUUAUAACUUCAUAUAGAUGGACUCGUCUGAUAUUUUCAUCCUGUGUAUUUUUUCCCUUUGCUUUAAUCUAUUAGUUAGCAUUAUUAAGUAACAUGUAUUGAUUAGAACACGUUUGAACAAAGAAUUUAUUGAAAAUUCUAUAUAAUUAUGAUAUUUAUCAAGAAGGCAAGACAAUAAUAGUUUGAUUAUAUAACAUCACACUUUUGUUGUAGCUUAUAAUUUUGUGUCCAUGAUGUCUGAUGAGAACUGUGUACUGGUAUAUGUCUGGAGUGAAAAAACCUACAACCACGAAAAACUGACUUCUGUUGAUGAAUACUAUUACCUAUGAUCAUUUGUAACAUGAAUGAUAAUCAGAUUGAAGUUAUAUUAUCUUCAACAAUAGUUUUGUAAUUUGUAAAUGAUUUCUUCAUGACCAGGACUGAUUUAUGCAGUGAUAUAGAUAAUUGCAUUUAUUGUGAACAACACGUGUUGUAGUAUUAGAAUAUCAAUUACUUUUAGUAUGUACAGGUAUUACUUCUCCCACAGAUCUUGUUUCUGUUGAAAAAUAUAUUAGUCUACUGAAUGAAUUAAUGACAAUUUUCACUCUUGGUUAUGGGUUGUCCCAAAUUUACUUCAAACUAUUUUUGGCAACAUGAUGUUAAACUCUGUGGGGUUUUCAUCACUUGAAUAUUAUUAAAUAAACCGAUAACAAUAAACGUGGUAAUAGAUAAGAAGGGAAGAGGGGAACCGCGACUAGUGUUUUGUCUACUGAAAAUUAUAUUGUAUUCAUACUUACAGUAGGUAAAAGUGAGUUAACAGCUGCCAACUGUAAACACAGGACCUUACAAUGAUUGGUUCGUGGAAUGAAAUUAGCUUAAGUUAAUUACUUAACAGUGAAACUUUGAUCAGGGUGUAUGUCUAAGUUCCUUGAUUUUUUUUUCGACUCUACAAAUAAAAGUUAGUUGGAUAUUUUAAAGAUUUUUUUUUUCAUUGACAAAUACUGAAAUAUGUAUGUUAUUCACAGCUACAUGUGUUUGUAAGUCAGGAAGGAAUAAUGAAAGAUGUAGACAAAAUUUUUUACUAUAAUUGACGGAAUGAAUUACAUGUAGUUGAAUUUUUCUUUAUUAGUGAUAAUGUUUUCUUCAAUGGUACAUUUGUAUCAGUAUGACGUCAUGUUUUUGUUUAAAGCGACUGGCUUUAAUGGAUACCAGAUGGAGAACUCUAACCGGAAAUCAUUAGAUGUACGGGUUUUUGUCAAGGUGGGAACAGGUCCAUUUUUACCAAAGCCUGUCUCUUUCUGAUAACUAUACCAAUGUUACUAUCAAUCAUGGAAGUUUUUAGUGUGUUGAUGCACCCAUGUUAUAGGUCAUUGUGGACCAGACGAUAUUUAACGGAA
Molecule: messenger RNA, 6360 nt
Organism: Ylistrum balloti
Lineage: Eukaryota; Metazoa; Mollusca; Bivalvia; Pectinida; Pectinidae
Product: ubiquitin carboxyl-terminal hydrolase 46-like
Exons: 9
Coding region: 61-1116 (351 amino acids)
Biological process (GO): protein deubiquitination
Cellular component (GO): nucleus; cytosol
Molecular function (GO): cysteine-type endopeptidase activity; cysteine-type deubiquitinase activity
Source: RefSeq, a predicted model, not a curated record